Branchiostoma belcheri (Belcher's lancelet) is the source of this 927-nucleotide messenger RNA. Its product is annotated as contactin-associated protein-like 5. The record is from RefSeq and is a predicted model, not a curated record. Lineage: Eukaryota; Metazoa; Chordata; Leptocardii; Amphioxiformes; Branchiostomatidae. The transcript is spliced from 6 exons. The coding region runs from base 1 to 723 and encodes 240 amino acids.
AUGGGGCCAGCUGGGCCCAUCGGUCCGCAAGGUCUACCUGGACGCGCGGUGUGCCCUGCUGGACGAACUGGAACACCUGCAAAAAGCAGUGCUCGUGCAGAUACUCAGAUAAGUGAACUGCAAAGCAACUAUCAGGAGCUGACAGAACAGACUUCAGGCCUGAGGCAACAGAAUGAAGAUCUUGAGAAGAGACUGUCAGUCCUUGAGAAACACAUCCGGAACACAACUCAUUCUGACUCAACAGGUUAUCCUCCAUCCAGCUGCACUGAAGUAGCAGAAAGAAGUGGCAUUGAUGACCAGACUUUCUACGUGAUCGACCCUGACGGUCCAAGGCGCGGGGUCCUGCCAAUGCUACUCCAAGGAUGUGACAUACUGGAACAGCAUGGACCAAGUGAGUGCUGUGGUGGACCGGUCAUCUCAUUGCAAACAGCACAUCAAGUGAUCUGGGAGCACCGACCCGUUGCCUGGUGGGUGACCUGGGACGGUCGCCAGGCUGACUACUGGGGAGGUGCCAGUCCUGGCAGUGGGAAAUGUGCCUGUGGACAAACAGGCACAUGCCAGGGUAGAUGCAACUGUGACGUCAAUGUUUACACAUGGCGUGAGGAUUCUGGGUUCCUGUCCCACAAGAAUGACCUGCCGGUCGCCCAGCUCAGGUUUGGGGAUACUGGUGAUGGUUCUGAAGAUGGCUAUCACACCCUGGGGAAACUCAUCUGCUAUCCCUGAGCCUAUCUGUGUGAAUCAUUGCAUUUGUCUGUCUGUGGAAGAAAUUAACCAAUACAGCACGCAGUGUUCACUCAAACAUUUUAACAUGCAAAGAUGCAGUGCGAAAGUAACAAAAAUGAAUUCAUUACAUUUUUGGUAGAUACCUUGAUGUGUGGGAGAGAGUGAGUGAGUGAGUGAGUGAGUGAGUGAGUGAGUGAGAGAGAG